UUACAAAGUAUAAAGACAGAAAGCAUGCUAAACUUUCAUUUGUUGAUCGUAUGUCUUUCUGUCCAGAAGAAUUUGUAGACUACAAUAACUAUAUAGAUGAGAAAGCUAGCUAAACUUUUACUACUUAAAGUGGAUACAAUUUUGCAUUUAUGUUGUUCCAUUUGUUCCCUACUUGACCUUGAUAGAAUAGACAAACUUUCCCCUUGUGGUCACCAUUGUUUUGUCACUAUAAGCUAUCAAUAACAUCAGUUUGUCCUUAGGAGUAUAUUAAGUCUUUUUUUAUUCAUCAUUGCUUGCUUAGUUUAAAUCCUUGGCAAAAUAAUGGAACCACCCUCAUCAGUGCCUCUAGCCAGUGAGAGUUUUUCAUACAGUUGGUUAUCAAAUUGUAAUAAAUCCCCCCCCACUUAUAGUUCCUAUGGAGGCACCUCAGAAGAAGAAUUCAACUUCAGUGUGAAAAAAAGUUGUGAGGAAUUUAACUUCAAUUUUGAUAUUUCUGUCCCUCACUCACCUCUUGUUCUUGUUCCUGCUGAUGAAAUUUUCUCUGAUGGUCUUCUAAGGCCUAUGUUUGUUGACCCUUCCAAAGUAGAGUUUUGCAACACACCAGAUCCCACUCAAACCAAGCUUAGUUCUUCUUUUUCUUCUAGGACUUUUUCUCAAAGAGCUAUGGAAAUUCAUCAUGGAUUGCUUACAAAGUGGAGAAAGUCAACAAGGAGAACUUUUGUGGACUUCUUUAGGUAUGUCAACCAAUUAAGGCAGAGAGUAGGGAGGUCAAGGAAGAGCAUUAGAGUUGAUGAUAUUGAUAAGACAGAUUGGCAAGUUAAAUGCUUGACCAGUCCACAAAAAGGUUCAUCACCAAAACCAACAAUUGCAGCAACUGGUAUUGGUGAUUUGCAUGAUCAUGAGAACUCAAUUUAUGAAGCAGUUCUUCAUUGCAAGAGAUCAAUAGGAAAAUGAUUCUUCCUCAGGUAAAGAGAAGUGAAUUGUAGAAGAAGGAAGUGGAGAGCUCCUAGAAACUAUGGUCAUUGGUGGCUGAUUCAGCAUUCCAAUUUUUUCUUAGUCAAGUUUCUCUCUUCUUCUCUCUUGAAUGUAACUUAUUUCUCUGCUGAAACAAGCAGGGCAUUUUGGUAGAUACAAGUUAUGGGAUUUAGACUAUCAAAUUUAAGGAAAUGUUAGAUCCUAUUUCUUCUUGAUUUUGUACGGAAAUAAUUAGUAUCACAAAUUAUGUAUCUCAUUUAUAUUUUAUUAGACUAAAUUUCAUCUCCUUCCCUCUU
Messenger RNA from Glycine soja, 1271 nucleotides. RefSeq names its product probable membrane-associated kinase regulator 6. The record is from RefSeq and is a predicted model, not a curated record. Bases 322 to 954 code for a protein of 210 amino acids. The transcript has 2 exons. Lineage: Eukaryota; Viridiplantae; Streptophyta; Magnoliopsida; Fabales; Fabaceae.